Molecule: messenger RNA, 2550 nt
Organism: Helianthus annuus (common sunflower)
Lineage: Eukaryota; Viridiplantae; Streptophyta; Magnoliopsida; Asterales; Asteraceae
Product: inactive receptor-like serine/threonine-protein kinase At2g40270
Exons: 10
Coding region: 442-2322 (626 amino acids)
Biological process (GO): protein phosphorylation
Molecular function (GO): ATP binding; protein kinase activity
Source: RefSeq, a predicted model, not a curated record
CCAAAACACAAACACACUUCACUUAUCAAAAUACUCCUCCUUGAUUACGACAUCUACAUUGAAUCCAUUACCCCUUGGCCCCACCCAUGACUCCGUCGUUAACUUCUAUUCUACUCUAGUCAAUCACCACAUAUUCAUUUCUAAUUCAUCUCUAAUUUCACAAGAUUGAUAAUAACAAUAAUCCAUUUACAAUAUCCACCGGAGCUUUUUUUUUUCUUUUUUUUGUAUUCAUCAUCACGUUAAUCGGUACGCUACAUGUUCCUGUGUUUUAUCUAGCUUGUUUUUGAAGUCAAUUUUGUUAUAAAAACGCGUUUUCAGACUUUUAUCAACUUUUUUUUAAUUAUGUACGCUGAUUCGGUCCAUAUUAGUUCACGAACAACUGUGUGUUCUCGAGUUGAGUUGAGUUGAAUCGAAGGGUUUCGCCUUCGUGUUUGUAUAUACAUGAUGAAGUUUGUUAGAUUAAAGACGCAUAGGUUGAUGAUCUUGACGUUGAUUGUUUGCUUAUUGUGUCUGGAUUUGAGUGUUGGAUUAUCUGUUAAUGAUGAAGGUUUUUCUUUGUUAAGGUUUAGAGAUAGAGUUGCGAAUGAUCCGUUUGGGGCUUUGUCGAAUUGGAAGGAUGAUUUUGGAGUGCCUAAUCAUUGUUCUUGGUUUGGUGUCGAAUGCUCCAACGGGCACGUUGUAGCUUUGAAUUUAAUAAAUAUGCGGCUUGGAGGAACGCUUGCGUCGGAGCUUGGAAAUCUUGCUCACAUAAAGUCUAUAAUUCUGCGGAACAAUUCGUUCUACGGUAUGAUCCCUAACAAGAUUAGAAAAUUGAAGAAGUUGAAGUUGUUGGAUCUGAGGUAUAAUAAUUUUGAUGAUCAUGAUAAACUUUCAUUUGACCUUGAAGAUAGUCAACCCCCUAAGAUUAUAUUACUAGACAACAACAACAAGAAGAAGAAGAAUCUUGAUGGCAUUUCUCCUGAAGUUCAACAACUUACCUUGUUACCUAAAGCCCAACAAAGACUGCGGAACAUUGCUCAAACCGGAAUCAAGUCCCACCGGAAACUACUACAACUAUUCCCAGGAGAAAAUAUAAACGUUCCUGUACCAUCUCAGUUGACACCAUCACCAUCACCGUCACCAACACCAACACCGUCACCAUCACCAUCACCAACACCGUCCCCUUCACCUGCACCGUCAGCCAUCCCAAAUCAACCGUCGGCUCCCACUCCUCCCGGAACCACUACAUCAACACCUUCCCUUCCUCCACCACCAUCCGCUACAAGUAGUGGAAGCUCAAAUAACCAUAUUCCUUUAAUAAUAGGUGUUGUUAUCGGCGUUUUCGCUUUGGUUGCCCUUGCAGCAUUAGUACUAUGGCGGUGCAACAAAGUGGCGACCGUUAGACCUUGGGCCACAGGACUAAGUGGACAAUUACAAAAAGCAUUUGUCACGGGGGUUCCAAAGCUAAAGAGAUCGGAACUAGAGGCAGCGUGUGAAGACUUCAGCAAUGUAAUCGGUUCAACAACGUUCGGGACUGUAUAUAAAGGGACAUUAUCAAGCGGGGUUGAAAUAGCGGUUGCUUCUGUGGCUACACCUUCAGCUAAAGAUUGGUCAAAGCAACUUGAGAGCCAGUUUAGAAAGAGGAUUGACAUGUUAUCAAAGGUGAACCAUAAGAAUUUCGUCAACCUUCUUGGAUUCUGCGAGGAAGAUGAGCCGUUUACUAGAAUGAUUGCGUUUGAAUACGCUCCUAAUGGAACACUCUAUGAACAUUUACAUGUACAAGAAUCAGAGCAUUUAGACUGGGGAAUGAGAAUGCGGAUCGCAAUGGGAAUGGUGUACUGUCUUGAUCACAUGCACAACCUAACCCCACCGAUAUCCCACAAGAACCUAAACUCACCAUCGGUUAACUUAACCGAAGACUACGCAGCCAAAAUAUCAGAUUUCGGCCUAUGCAAUGACUCCUACACCACAACCACAGAGCAGCCCACCCCUGAAAACAAUGUUUACAGUUUCGGUGUUAUAUUAUUCGAGAUAAUAACGGGUCAAAUCCCUUACGCUGGAGGUGAUGCAGUGGAUGAUUGGGUAAUAGACUAUUUAAAAAGCGAAAAGCCCAUGAUCGAGUUAGUGGACCCGAGUUUAGAUUCUUUCGACGCAGAUCAACUGGAAGCGAUCGGCAGUUUGAUAAGAUCGUGUGUUAGUUCUGACCCGAUAAGACGUCCCAAAAUGAGAGAGGUGUGUUCUAGAUUAAAAGAGAUAACAAGAAUAGCACAAGAUGGAGCUACACCUAAAAUAUCACCACUUUGGUGGGCAGAACUUGAGAUAUUAUCAACCGAAGCAACAUAAUCGGCGUAAGCGUUUGCUCGUCGUCUUUUCUGUCUUGUAAACUAAUUCGAAUGAGAAUAUAUAUACCUUAUAUAUACAUAUAUAUAGUUAUAUAUGGUAGAUGUUGUACAUAGAUAGAAGAAGAAGAUGAGAGUUGUUUGAUUUUGGAAAGUUCUGUUUCACAAGUUUUGUGUAUUUCACAAGCGUGUCUUGACAACCAGCAUGUGUUUAUCCCAUUUGCUUUUGAUA